Molecule: messenger RNA, 2289 nt
Organism: Mya arenaria
Lineage: Eukaryota; Metazoa; Mollusca; Bivalvia; Myida; Myidae
Exons: 4
Coding region: 24-1832 (602 amino acids)
Source: RefSeq, a predicted model, not a curated record
UGUACAAACAUUCUAGAUCAAAUAUGCAGGCAUUGAACAUGGAACGAAAGUUCUUCUUAACCAAGGACGUUUUUCCCAGGUAUGCUAACACGUCAAAAAGCGCCGAACAACUGGACAAAAAAGGAACAUGUUUACGAUCCAUUUACCAUUCAGUUCCUGAUCCACCGUUGGACUUCAGUGCGAUCGGUAUUGCAAUAAAAAGUUGCCAUUUGAAUUCACUUUCGGCGGAUGAAUUGCAAUACAAGAAAACUUUUAAAAAAGAAGGCAGGUCGAAAACAGCACAGAACGGAGACCAAACAACCAAAGAAAAACGAAAAGGAUGUAUAAAUCCACAAAUUACCAUUACAACGUACGAUGACGUUCAACAUGGCAGCAUCGACCCAUUUAAAGACAUUACCGGCGACAUUCUCAUCAUAGUAGGAGACAAUCUGAAGGAAGCAGACAAAGCAUUAAGAUCCAUUAGAAGAAUAUUAGACAAAACUAUAAUCACCAUGAGUUGCUCUCGUGAACAAAUUGCCAUGACCAUUUGUACUACCUUGGAAACAUUUGUUUUGAGAAAGCUGAAAAGUCGAAUAACUGCAUUAAAGGUGCUUUAUGACCAGCUUAAACCGGUUAAACUUCAAAUUUACCAAGCGCAGGCGAAAACUAGGGAGCAAAUAAAUGGAGAAAAUGGCGUUAAAGUUGAAUCAAUCGUUCGCUCUAAACGACCAAUCGAUGGUGUUGACACACCAUCUUUCACAAGAUCAGGUAAGAAAUUUCGGGAAACAGAAUGUACCGGUUCGGGAAGUCUGAGUAUAAUUUCGGAUAAACAACAAUUCGAAAUGAUCAAGGAUACACUUCAUGAAGCACAUGCUUUGUACAGAAGGAGCGGAAUUUCUCAGGACGAGAGUCCUUUUGUAAAAGCUGAUGUACCCGUUCUCAGCGACAAGCUUGCAAAAUCUCUUUACAACAUCGACGACAGAAUUUACGGAUGCGGUUUCAGAAACUCAACACUUGAGGUAUUCAUAAACGUGUCGCAAUGUGUUAUGAGUGACAAGGCAUACGAGCAAUUGUGUCUGAAGAUCGAAGCUGCUGCGAAGGAGUUUGAUAUUUUCGAAACUGAAAUAAAGGUUGGACGAUAUGAACAGCUCAACUAUUCUUCCUGUCAAAUUGGCACUAGAAUCAAGAACGAUCGUGGGCGUUUUGCGACACUUGGAGGUUUUGCAACAAAGCAAGGAGAAUUGCAUGCUCUACUCGCUAGACACUUUGCCGACCCUGAACACGUUAAGUCAAUAUAUUACAUUGACUCGCAAGGGAGGAGUAGAAUACUUGCAAGCGUGUUGCCUGGUUCCCAUCGUGGUUUCUAUGAUAUUUCUGCUGCCAAGGUGUUGCGACAUAUAUCGAAUACAAUGUUUCGGAAUAUCGAAGGUCAGCCAAUGAAUAGCUCGUUAAUGGACAUUUCAACAGUCAAUCCCAGAGAUCUAUCUGAACGGCAUGUUCAUUUCUGGACAAACGAACAACAACCGAGAGUAGGAAAAAUUGUAAUCCCCGUCUUCGAUGAAAGGUCUUCAGACACUCGGUAUGUUCUCGUCAAAGAAAUACUGGAGGUUAAUGACGAACACAAUGAGUUAAGACCUCUUAGAUUAUGCGAAAAUGGUCAUAGUGGAGCUAUCUUCUGUUCUAACGACAUCGACGGGCAAUGUGUACAUGUCUGUACAAUGCUCAUGGGAUCCAUCAAUAGCGGAGACAUGGCGAACAAUCUAAAUGUGCAGGGCGAGUAUUUAUCGUUUCCGCUUUGCCUUGGAAUGAAACAGUUAAAUGAAGAGCAUGAUGGACCUUUUCACAUUUGCUGAAAUAGAGUGAGUUCAAGACAUCAAGCAUACGAUCUCAAAAUUAUAAAGAAAAGCAUAGAGCAUAUUACAAUGAUUUCGUUGACAAGGCAAUGUAUAAGAAAAUCGUUGUUUAUCUAUGUUACAUUAGCGGUCAAGGAUGUUUGAGAUAAUGAUUAUUUGAGGCGUUGUGCCUUGUUGCAUGAUUGUUGGGCUUUGAAUUAUUUUGUUUGAGUUGUAUCAUUGAUGUAAUUUUGGACAACAAAACAGAACGUAGGAACCUGUAUCAAAUUGUGUCUGCCAUCUAUUUUGUAUUGAUAAUGGACGCUGUGAAUGCCGAAAUUUAAAGUGUUAUAGAGAAAGGUUUAACAUGCACUGCUUAGUGUAAAGGAUUGUGUUGAUUUAUGAAAUUAUUAAACAUUGAAUCAUUUCACAUACAUUUUGUGUAUAUAUGUCUUUUCAAUAAAUGCCUGUUUGAAAA